AGGCUUUUGAGCCAAAGGCUUUGGAUGAGGACCCUAAUCGUCCUCCUGUCUAGGUCUGGGCGCCCUGGCAGUAUCCCAGCCCACAUACAACCAUGACAUUUUCUUCAAACAUAAACUUCAUCCUGCAUCGGCCGUCGCGCAGAUUAUCAAGGGUCGCCUUAUCUGCUGCAUACAGCAGGGCGGAUAAGCGAAAGCAUGCUACUGCUGGCGCCUCCCUUCUUUCUUUUCCACCUUUUUCUCUUACUCCCAUCCCGGCCCCCAUUACUAACCUUCCUUCUAUAAUUCCCAGCUUAAUUGACAGCAACCGAAGUGCUACUGGAGUAGAACCAUCUGCAGCCACCAUCCCACAGCACCUAUCGGACGCCUAUCGGCAAAAGUCCCUUAUAAGGCCACGCUGUCCCGUUUCCAUGGCGACAUUCAAC
Molecule: messenger RNA, 422 nt
Organism: Dicrocoelium dendriticum
Lineage: Eukaryota; Metazoa; Platyhelminthes; Trematoda; Plagiorchiida; Dicrocoeliidae
Source: the annotation of a GenBank genome assembly